AUGUCUCGUCUUUUUCAGAUUCCCGAAUGUCUUCGAUUAAUUUUCGUUCAUCUUGAGCAUGAUCGUUCAUCACUACAUUCUUGCAUUUUAGUUAACCGCUUGUGGUGCACACAUUGUAUCGAUUUCUUAUGGAGGCAACCAUUUCAUAUAUUGUAUACAUGCAACAAAGAACUAUGCAAUUGUUCUCUGCUAAAGAGAUAUUCACAGGCCAGCAAUUUACUUAAAACAAUUCUAUCAUGUCUCAUUCGGCUGAAUCCCGCCUUAAUGCAAAAAGAGAUUAUAUCAGCUUCACAGUCGAUGCCGUUGUUUAACUAUGUUAGAUACGUGAAAAGUUUAGAAUUUCACGAGUUAAAUAUGGCCAUCCAAGAUUGGUGGUUGGAUUACAAAGCUUUCGCUCGAAGAGAUCCGCCAAAGGCUAUGGAUUAUUCGAAUCAAAUUAAUGUUUGUCGACGUGAUUCGCCAAUACCGAAAGUUCGGGGAUCAACUGGAAGUCAAGUUGUUAUUGAUGAUGAAGGGUCGGAAUGUAAAAGAUACGUGACAAAGGAUUGUUUUGCGAUUAUACUUUUUCUCAACACCGAAUCCGAGACAUCAUCAGAUCACGGACCAAGAUUAAAUUCGCAGGAUCUUAACGAAUUUAAUCUGCAAGUUCCUUCUUUCCUCAAUCCCAAAAUAUCAUGUGAUCGCCCUGCUCCAGAGAAUCUUUGCCGAAGGAUGGCGCAGAUCAUGUGCAAAACUUUUAUGAGCGGUAGUCGCUCAAUCGAACAAAUUUCCUUUGACUCGAGAUUCGCGGCCAAGAGCUUCGGUCAACAAGAUGGUUGUUAUUCCAAUUUGUAUUGGCAUAGAAAUUCAGGAUACCGGAAUUCAUUUUUUGAUGAUUACCUCACCUUUUCAAACUAUCCCAGUUCCAGUGGUUGCCUUGCAAGGUUGACAAAACUAGUUUGCACCACUCGACACCGCAAGGCCAACUUGCUUUUAUCGCUUUCGAGAAUUUGUCAUUACAUAAAAUAUUUGGUGGUGAGGGUGGAUUACGAAAUUGAUUUAAUUUCUCGAAUGAAUCACCGGACAAAUUCAUCUGAGCAAGAAGCACAAAAUUUAGCUGUACUGCUCAAGGCUCAGAAAAGUUUGCAUCAUGUUGAGUUGCAAAGAUGUGUUGUAGGGUUAAAGAGCAUAAUGUUGGCAUUAAAGACACAGGCAAAUUCCUUGAGUAGUUUAUGUUUUAGUGAGUUAGAUUUUAACACUUUGCAUAAUGAUUAUUUAACGCCGUUGACAAAUCUGAAAAAAUUAGAAUUCAAAAAUUGUCACUUUAGAAAGCCUGAUCUCGUGAAAUCACCAGGUCCCAUCCUAACAAUAACCAAACUCACAACGCUCAAGAUGGACGAGACGGAUGUGCCACCGGAGGUCGUAGAAAAAAUUCUUAGUGUAUGUACUUCAAAUAUGCGGGAGAUACAUCUGGGAAAACUAACAUACACGCCGGACGAAAAUGGCGUGAUUUGUAUGAAUACAAUUGGAAUGAUUGCAGAGAAAUUUCGGAAUCUGACGUUUCUUAAGACCACCCUAGAGAAUUAUCGACAAGUGCCUCAGAUAAUUUUACUAUUUGCAACCUGUCAAAAAAUAGAGACGGUAAUUCUUUGUCAAGAAAAAAAAUCGCAAUUCACACUGAAUGUGUUUGAAACAAAUGAAAUGUUGGAACAAUUAGGUAGCAGCGGUUUGCCCAGAUCAUUGAAAAAGUUUGCACUGCACGGAGAAAGGUGGUCGUUUACUUCAAUAUCCCUGGAAAAAUUCCUCCAACCUGUGUGUGAAAACACACCAAUUCUGAAACUUGAGAUAUUGGGAUCAUUAUUUUUUACUAAUAAUCACAUAGAAGGGAUCAUAAGGUCCAAUCGGUACCAUAAAAUUGUAGAUCAAUUAAUAUUGUCGGCUGACAUCGCCCAAAACUUGGAUCUAAAAAGUCCAAAGGAAUUGGAUGUUAAGGUAAUUGACACUACCUCCAUUCCAAAAAGAGAUUAUGACUAA
Molecule: messenger RNA, 2013 nt
Organism: Acaulospora morrowiae
Lineage: Eukaryota; Fungi; Glomeromycota; Glomeromycetes; Diversisporales; Acaulosporaceae
Source: the annotation of a GenBank genome assembly